This is a messenger RNA of Solanum lycopersicum (tomato), 4681 nucleotides long. Its product is annotated as glutamate receptor 3.3. Gene Ontology annotation, molecular function: ligand-gated monoatomic ion channel activity; signaling receptor activity. Gene Ontology annotation, cellular component: plasma membrane. Lineage: Eukaryota; Viridiplantae; Streptophyta; Magnoliopsida; Solanales; Solanaceae. The record is from RefSeq and is a predicted model, not a curated record.
CACUUUAUUCGUUGCGUUGGCCAAAUCACAAACUCUAUUAUUCUUUCUCUGAUUGGUGGUGUACAAGCCAAAUGAACGUGAAAAAAAGUUCCCUUUUUUGUUGAACUUAAUUUAAGUUAGGAACAACUUUCUUUUUUUCCUGUUCUCAGGUUAGAACAAUGAGUUGUAAUGGAUGGUUGAAUUCGAGUUUGAAGUAUUAGGAUUUGUUUUUGUUAAAAUAAAAUUAAAAAAAUAACAGUUACAAACUUUUUCACGUGCUUGUAGGAGUCUUCCUUGUUUGUUGUCUCCCCCUAAUCCAUCAGUGUUUUCAGCCCUCUCUAGCUAUCAUAUCAAUUCUUUCUUUAUUGGUUUCCCAAGUUUCAAACUUUCCAUUUUUUCAAAACCAAUACCUUUACUUUCUUAUUUGCUUUUGAAUUAAAGAAUUAUUUGGGGCAUUUCUCUAUAUACUUGCCUUAAUUGGUCAUCAACUGUCACUGGAUUUGUCAAAGUUCUGAACUUCAUUAGUUUUACUGAACCAAGAUUGCAACCUUUUAAGGUUUUUCAGCUAAGGAAUGAAAGGGCUCAUUCCAAACUGCUCAAGAAAAGAGUAAUUUAGUAGUUUGAUGAACAUUGCUAGUAGCAAGAAGAAGAUACAAGCCAGGGAAAAAAGGGAUUUUGGCUGUGAGGUAAAAGGGUCUGUUCAAAAUCUUGACUUUAAUAAUCUAGUCAUUCUUGGUUCUUCUCUCUUUUACUUUGUCUGCUCUUUUUCUUUUCCUUCAAGAGUGUAUUUCUUUGUCUCAAGGUUUUCUUAAUCUGUCAGACCCAAAUUUUUGCCUUUGCUUGUUACUAUGAGCCUAUAGCCUUGGCAAACAGUAAAGUUGCUGCCUUGUGAUCAUGUGGUCCUGUGUGGCUUCCCUUUUUUUUUGUUACUAUGAUAUCUAUUUCUGUACUUGUGUUAUGUCUACCUCCACGAGAUAGGGGAAAAGUCUCGUGCACUCUAUCCUCUCCGCAUAUGUCACUUGUGGGAUUUCUUUGGGUAUGUUGUUGUUGUGUUAUGGCUAAAAGAAUGUGGCUCCUUUUCUGCUUUAUUCUGCUCCUUCUCUGCUUUAUUCUGCUUCUUUCUCAAGCUUAAUUCAUUUGGGAAAGUUGAGUCUUCACAAUAAUGCUUUCUCUCUAUUGAGUACUUAUGUCGAGCUUUAAUUUUAGCAUAAAAUCUCAUUCCUUUUUUCAGCUUAAGCCAACUGUUUCUUUUCCCCCUUUUUUUGUGCGUUAUGCGCAUGCAUGAGCUCUUGCUUCAUUUUGUGAGUGCUUGUAUGUUUGAUCCAUAUUUAGUCUUAGUAUAUAAAGUUGAUGUGGGGAUUUUGUAGUUUGUACAAUUCUCAUUGCAUUUUUUUGAUAAUAUGUUAAAGUAUUAGAGUUGAAAUAUUUAGAUAUCAAUUUUCUAACCAUUUUUUUUUUCCGCACGCCUCAACUAGUUUCAUGGGUUACCUUCCACGUUCCACUGCAACAAGUACAUGUAAUUCUAUUUACCAAGGCUAGGACAGAUCGGAAGAAAUCAUCUGGUGAUUGAUGUGAUAUGAUCUUUCUGAAUGAACCUGAAAUAUUUUAGAUGUCAAUUUUCUAAAGGUUUGACGUGAUAUGCUCUUUUCCUAUGAGCCUAACUGUUUGAGAAUUAUAUCUUGUAGAAGGAAGUGGUAGGAUGAAUGCUAAUUAAGCACAUAAAGAUCCUGUUGUGUCAUUCAUCUUCAUCUAGGAUGAAUGUGGUUUGGAUUAUUGUCUCUUGUAUAGUAUGCUUUGGAGUGUGUUCAGACGGGUUGAGUAGGAAUGGCACUUCAAGGCCUGCUGUUGUGAGUGUUGGAGCUAUAUUUACAUUUGACUCUACAAUUGGAAGAGCUGCCAAGAUUGCAAUUCAGGAGGCUGUGAAAGAUGUUAAUUCCAACUCUAGCAUCCUCCAAGGAACCAAACUUGUUGUGCAGUUGCAAAAUUCCAAUUGCAGUGGGUUUCUUGGCAUGGUUGGAGCCUUGAAAUUUAUGGAGACUGAUGUUGUUGCAGUAAUAGGCCCACAAUCUUCUGUAGUUGCCCAUACCAUAUCCCAUGUUGCCAAUGAACUUCAAGUUCCUUUCUUAUCAUUUGCUGCUACUGAUCCCACACUCUCCUCUCUUCAGUUCCCUUAUUUUCUUAGGACAACUCAAAGUGAUCUAUACCAGAUGACUGCAAUAGCUGAGAUCAUUGAAUUUUAUGCUUGGAAGGAGGUCAUAGCGAUUUUUAUUGAUGACGACUAUGGGAGAAAUGGUGUCUCUGCAUUAGAUGAUGCACUUGCAACAAGGCGCUGCCGUAUCUCAUAUAAAGUAGGGAUUUCCCCUGGAGCUACUGUGACGCGAGGUGAUGUUAUGGAUGUUAUGGUAAAGGUUGCCCUGAUGGAAUCUAGAGUCAUUGUUCUACAUGCAUAUCGUAAAUUAGGAUUGAUGGUACUUUCAGUGGCACACUAUCUUGGAAUGAUGGGUGAUGGUUAUGUAUGGAUAUCCACAGAUUGGCUCACCACUGUAUUAGAUUCCUCUCCUCCCCUGCCACAAGAUACUAUGGACACCAUGCAAGGAGUUCUAGUCUUGCGACAACACACUCCAGAGUCUAAAAAUAAAAGAGCAUUUUCUUCCAGAUGGAACAAGUUGACAGGUGGUUUGUUAGGGCUAAAUUCCUAUGCUCUUCAUGCAUAUGACACGGUUUGGCUAGUUGCACAUGCCAUAGAUUCAUUCUUUAAUCAGGGAGGGACCAUUUCGUUUUCUAAUGAUACUAAGUUGCAAACAGUUGAAGGAAGUAAUCUUCACCUUGAAGCAAUGAGUAUUUUUGAUGGCGGGCCACUUCUGCUGAAGAACUUAUUGGAGAGUGAUUUUGUUGGUUUGACGGGGCCAUUCAAGUUUAGUCCAGAUAAAUCUCUUAUUCGUCCAGCAUAUGAUAUCAUAAAUGUAAUUGGAACAGGUUUUCGACGUGUUGGUUACUGGUCUAACUAUUCUGGUUUGUCUAUUUUGCCUCCCGAGACCUAUUACUCGAGACCACCUAAUCGUUCAAGUACAAACCAAAAACUUUAUAGUGUUGUGUGGCCUGGAAACAAUGUUCAAAAACCUCGUGGAUGGGUUUUUCCAAACAAUGGUAAGCAACUGAAAAUAGGGGUUCCCAUCCGAGUUAGUUACCGGGAAUUUGUGUCUCAAAUUCCAGGCACUAACAAUUUUAAAGGUUUUUGCAUUGAUGUAUUCACUGCUGCUGUAAACUUAUUGCCAUAUGCUGUUCCACAUAAAUUUGUCCCCUAUGGAAACGGGCAUGAAAAUCCAAGCUACACCGAUAUGGUGAGGCUAAUCACAAUCGGGAAAUUUGAUGGUGUUGUUGGUGAUAUUGCAAUAGUUACGAAUCGGACUAGAGUUGUCGAUUUCACACAGCCAUAUGCCGCAUCUGGACUUGUUGUUGUGGCCCCAUUCGAAAAGCUAAAUUCCGGUGGCUGGGCCUUCCUAAGACCCUUUUCUGCUCAAAUGUGGGGAGUUAUCACUAUUUUCUUUCUCUUUGUUGGGAUGGUAGUGUGGAUUUUGGAGCACCGAAUCAAUGAUGAAUUUCGUGGGCCUCCCAAACAGCAGUUGAUAACCAUUCUAUGGUUCAGCCUUUCAACUCUCUUUUUUGCCCACAGAGAGAAUACUGUAAGUACGCUUGGUCGCAUGGUGCUGAUCAUAUGGCUCUUUGUCGUUUUGAUAAUAAAUUCAAGUUACACAGCAAGUUUGACCUCCAUCCUCACUGUGCAACAAUUAUAUUCUCCUAUUAAAGGUAUUGAGAGCUUGAAAGAAACUGAUGAACCAAUUGGGUACCAAGUUGGUUCUUUUGCAGAAAGGUAUUUGGAGGAAAUUGGUAUACCAAAAUCCAGACUUGUUCCCCUUGGGUCACCGGAAGAAUAUGCUACAGCACUUCAACGUGGUCCUGCAAACGGGGGUGUAGCUGCAGUGGUGGAUGAAAGACCAUACGUUGAACUUUUCCUGUCAAACCAGUGCAAAUUCAGGAUUGUAGGUCAAGAGUUCACCAAAAGUGGGUGGGGUUUUGCAUUUCCUCGGGACUCUCCGUUGGCAGUCGACUUGUCAACUGCAAUUUUAACACUAUCAGAGAAUGGAGACCUCCAGCGGAUACAUGACAAGUGGUUAGCAAGAAGUGCAUGCAGUUUAGACAAUGCUGAGCUUGAAUCAGAUCGCCUUCACUUGAGAAGCUUUUCAGGCCUCUUUCUUAUAUGUGGGAUUGCAUGCUUUAUUGCUCUCCUAAUAUAUUUCAUCCAGAUUCUGCGUAAAUUUUGCCGGACUUCCAACGCUGCAGUUGAUUCGGAUGGUCAGAAUACUACUUCACGUUCCAAACGUCUUCAAACUUUGCUGUCAAUUAUUGAUGAGAAAUCAAAUAGAGGCAGCAAGCGAAGGAAAAUCGACAGAUCAGUUUCUGAUGACAACAUAGAAAAUGACUUGGGAAGGGAUUCCAGGUGGAUAGAAACACAGGUUCCUUCUCAAAAUGAAAUUCAUUAGUUCAAUUAUGCCAGCUUACAUUUCUUAUAGGGUUCUUACCAAAGUUUCAAUUUUGACAACAUAGAAUUGUUUAUAAGAUUCAGCUGUUAACUGUAUAUUAGCACAAUUUUUACACAAUCAAUAUCAUUUAGUAGCUUCAACUCUGAUACUUUUUCUAUGGA